AACCUCGAGUCCUCGACAAAAACCUGCACAAACUUGUUCAUAAAUUUUAUUAUCAACGGAAUCAUCAAACGAGCAACUUGUGUCUCUCCAAGAAUAAAAUUUAACCGUUGAAAUAAUCAACGUUUUUAAUAAUUAAUUUUAUUGUUUAAUUUACUAAGUUAUUUAAAUAAAAUCAAUCAUCAUGUUUUGGGGACUUAUCAUGGAACCAAACAAGCGGUACACCCAGACUGUGGAAAGACCUUUCCACGUGUCCAUGGCUACCCUCGACAUUUCAACUUCUGAUGAUGAACCUGUACAAGUUAUGUUGUGCUUUGAAUCACGCAACUAUCUUUUGUGUAAUUUGUCGAAAAAACAAUCUUGCCAAGCACCAUUGGACUUGAAUUUCCAAGAAGGUACAAAAAUUUCAUUCACUUCAAAUGGUAGUGGUCAUGUACAUUUGACUGGUUACUUGGUACCUGAAGACGAUAUGGACGAUUUUGAUGAAAUGGAUGAACAAGAAGAUGAAGAAGAAGAUGAAGAGGAAGUACCACAACUUGUUGGCAAACAAUUAAAACGCAAAGCAACAGACAAAAAUGAAGAAAGAACAAUGAAAAGAUUAAAGGAACUUGCUGAUACAAUUACUCAAAAUGGUCAAGAUAGUUCAUCAGAUUCUGAUGAUGCUAAUGAAGAAGAAGAAGAAGAAGAUGAUGAAGAAGAAGGUAUGGAACUUGAAUUUGAGGAUGAUGAUGAUGAUGAUGAUGACAAUGAUGACGAAGAUGAGGAUGUUGAUGAAGAAGAAGAAGAAGAAGAUGAUGAGGAUGUUGAUGAUGAAGAAGAAGAAGAAGAAGAAGAAGAAGAAGAGGAGGAAGAAGAAGAAGAAAAAGUAGAAGUAAAACCAAAAGGUAAACAAAAUCAACAACAACAGAAAAAUCAAAAGCAACAAAAAGAUGCCAAAGACAAAGCUGUUGUAGUCAAUGGAAAAGAUACAAAUCAACAAAAGAAAAAUAAAAAAGAACAACAACAAGAUAAACAACAAGCUAAAGCAACACAAGAAGUUAAACCAGAAGUUAAACAACAACAAGUACCAAAAAAACAAGUAUUAGGUGGUGGUAUUGUUAUUGAAGAACUUAAAGUUGGUACUGGUGCACCAGCUGUUAAAGGCAAAUUUAUAUCAGUUUAUUAUAUUGGAAAAUUGAAAAAUGGCAAGAAAUUUGAUGCAACACAAAGUGGAAAAGGUUUUAAAUUCCGUCUUGGUGGUGGUGAAGUUAUCAAAGGAUGGGAUAUUGGUAUUGUUGGCAUGAAAGUUGGUGGCAAAAGACGUGUCACUGUUCCACCUGCAAUGGGUUAUGGCAAAAAAGGAUCACCACCAGUUAUUCCAGGAAACAGUGUCUUGGUAUUCGACGUUGAACUUAAAGAAGUUCAUUAAUUUAAAUAAUCAACUUAAAAACAUUUAACAAUAUAAUAAACAAUAAAUUCUUUUUUUCAUUUAAAUCA
Messenger RNA from Aphidius gifuensis, 1473 nucleotides. RefSeq names its product 46 kDa FK506-binding nuclear protein-like (gene Fkbp39). Lineage: Eukaryota; Metazoa; Arthropoda; Insecta; Hymenoptera; Braconidae. The transcript is spliced from 4 exons. Gene Ontology annotation, cellular component: chromatin; nucleolus. Gene Ontology annotation, molecular function: peptidyl-prolyl cis-trans isomerase activity; macrolide binding. The record is from RefSeq and is a predicted model, not a curated record. The coding region runs from base 182 to 1405 and encodes 407 amino acids.